UACACAGUGCAUUUCAACAGUUAACUGUUAAAAUUGGUAACGUUACACUUCAUAUUCACACUUUAGCACUCAGUUUCCAGUUUAUUAGAUACAUCUAGCUAACACUAAUGCAGUGUUAUACAACAUGCCUGCAAUAAAUCCUACCUUCAUGAAGUAUGUUGGUGCCCUGGAGGAGAUGCUGGUGGCUCUGAGGAAAAGCCUGAGCAAACCCACAGCGGAAAUGCUGACUGAAUACACAAGAAAAGUAGAUUUUCUGAAAGGACUUCUUGAGGCAGAGAAACUGUCUUCACCAACAGAAAAAGCUUUAGCUAAUCAGUUCCUCGCCCCCAGACGAACACCCACAAUAGCCAAUGAGAGGAUGCCUGUCUCUAAAACUGUCCACAUGCAGACGAAGGCCCGGUGUACAGGAGAGAUGAGGGACAAGCUGCUUGGCACGGGGGUAUCAGGCAAAGGCAUGUCAGACACCGACUUGCGAAACAGAAGAGGUCUUCCUCUGGAUGAGCGUCAGUCUGCUGCAGAGCUGGAGGCCAUCCUGCAGCACCACCACAACCUGCAGGAGAAACUUGCUGAGGACAUGCUUCACCUGGCCCGCAACUUGAAGAACAACACUCUGGCAGCACAGAACAUCAUCAAACAGGACAACCAGGUAACUGCACAGACACUAUCGCAGUAUUCAUCACACUGUAUUGACAACAUUAGGGGGUCCCCGGACCCCAGGUUCGGAACCACUGCUAUAGUGUAUCUGUGCUUGAACAUCAUGACUGACUUUGAGGGACAGAAGGAGGAGCAGCGGCGGGAGGUGGCAAUCACUUUCCAGAACAAGAAGUUCCCAACCCACACCUGCAGGAGGAGCAGCUGCCCUACCCGACCCUGGCCCCUGUAG
Messenger RNA from Sander lucioperca (pikeperch), 883 nucleotides. RefSeq names its product vesicle transport protein USE1-like. Lineage: Eukaryota; Metazoa; Chordata; Actinopteri; Perciformes; Percidae. Gene Ontology annotation, biological process: retrograde vesicle-mediated transport, Golgi to endoplasmic reticulum. Gene Ontology annotation, molecular function: SNAP receptor activity. Gene Ontology annotation, cellular component: endoplasmic reticulum; SNARE complex. The transcript is spliced from 8 exons. The record is from RefSeq and is a predicted model, not a curated record. Bases 125 to 883 code for a protein of 252 amino acids.